UGCCUUCCGGUCUUCUUCAACUUCAUUUCGAAUCGCUCCACUUUGUAUUCAAACGCCGGAUAGACAAGCCCCUGAAUUUUUUGUCGUCGAUGCGAUAAUAUCGCAUUCGUUAUUAGUCGUUCUAUCGCCAAUAGACGCGGGAUCUGCUGCAGUUCCGAGGGCUGAAAAGUUUCCUACGAUUUCCGUCAUUUCCAAAGAAUUAUUACAACGGGAUGUUCAACAGACCGCAGAGUGCGGCUACCAGACAGGAGGCUGAGAUGAUGAACAAGGCCCAACGGGCCAUACACGGAACCACGGACAUCUUGGAGAAGCUGCGUCUGCUCUGCCUGGCCAGGGGUGCCAACGGCAUCCUUGGUUUGGGUAGAUGCUUCCGACGGAUGGACGACGACGGGAACAAACAACUGAGCCUGGAGGAACUCAGUAAUGGAAUUCGGGAAACUGGGCUUGAUUUAUCGGACGCUGAAAUUGCGGAGAUGUUCAAGGCUCUCGAUACCGAUGGAAGCGGCGGGGUCAACGUUACGGAAUUUCUUGUGGUAGUCAGGCCACCCAUGAACGACUCGCGCAAGAAGGUUGUCGAGCAGGCAUUCAAGAAGUUGGACAAAACGGGAGAUGGAAAGAUAACGGUGGAGGACUUGAAGGGUGUUUACAACGUGAAAUCUCACCCACGUUACAUGAGUGGCGAAGAAUCCGAGGAGAGCAUUCUCAACAAGUUUCUUGAGAACUUCGAACAAGACGCUACUAAGAAUGGAGUCGUUACCGAAGAGGAGUUUAUGAAUUACUACAGUGCGAUCAGCGCCAGUAUCGAUCACGAUGCAUACUUCGAUCUAAUGAUGCGUCAAGCGUACAAAUUAUAGAUCCCAUAUAUCUGCAAAACACACAAUCAUUUUAUACACGCACCUGUGAGUUGCUGUAUCAAAUGUUCUAUUCGUUAAUUAUUACAAUAUAUCAGAAGAAAAAAAUACUUUCUCAUAUAAUAAUACCCCGAAGCUAAAUUGUGUUAUUAAUAAUUACCUCCAAAAAGUCUAGACUAACCUGUGAUUACAUACUUACCGGCAUGUUAUUAUUUUUAUUAUUCUACUUGUUUACUGCGUAUAAAGCGUAAUAAAAUAUGUAUUCAUAAUUUA
Molecule: messenger RNA, 1124 nt
Organism: Diprion similis
Lineage: Eukaryota; Metazoa; Arthropoda; Insecta; Hymenoptera; Diprionidae
Product: calcyphosin-like protein
Exons: 5
Coding region: 213-854 (213 amino acids)
Molecular function (GO): calcium ion binding
Source: RefSeq, a predicted model, not a curated record